Molecule: messenger RNA, 3761 nt
Organism: Budorcas taxicolor (takin)
Lineage: Eukaryota; Metazoa; Chordata; Mammalia; Artiodactyla; Bovidae
Gene: KLHL17
Product: kelch like family member 17
Exons: 25
Coding region: 10-3363 (1117 amino acids)
Biological process (GO): response to hypoxia; positive regulation of apoptotic process; 3'-UTR-mediated mRNA destabilization
Cellular component (GO): cytoskeleton; mitochondrial membrane
Molecular function (GO): phosphatidylserine binding; phosphatidylinositol phosphate binding; phosphatidic acid binding
Source: RefSeq, a predicted model, not a curated record
UUCGUGGCCAUGAGCCGCAUGCGACAGCGCGGCCUCCUGUGUGACAUCGUCCUGCACGUAGCUGCCAAGGAGAUCCGGGCACACAAGGUGGUGCUAGCCUCCUGCAGCCCCUACUUCCACGCCAUGUUCACAAACGAGAUGAGUGAGAGCCGUCAGACACACGUGACACUGCACGACAUCGACCCUCAGGCCCUGGACCAGCUGGUGCAGUUUGCAUACACAGCCGAAAUCGUGGUGGGAGAAGGCAACGUGCAGACUCUGCUCCCAGCAGCCAGCCUCCUGCAGCUGAAUGGCGUCCGAGACGCCUGCUGCAAGUUCCUGCUGAGCCAGCUGGACCCCUCCAACUGCCUGGGCAUCCGGGGCUUCGCCGACACACACUCCUGCGGUGAUCUGCUCAAGGCGGCACACAGGUACGUGCUGCAGCACUUCGUGGACGUGGCCAAGACCGAGGAGUUCAUGCUGUUGCCGCUGAAGCAGGUGCUGGAACUGGUCUCUAGCGACAGCCUGAACGUGCCUUCAGAGGAGGACGUCUACCGUGCCGUCCUGAGCUGGGUCAAGCAUGAUGUGGAUGCCCGGAGGCAGCAUGUUCCUCGGCUGAUGAAGUGUGUCCGCCUGCCCCUGCUGAGCCGGGACUUCCUGCUGGGCCAUGUGGACGCUGAGAGCCUGGUGCGGCACCACCCAGACUGCAAGGACCUACUCAUCGAGGCCCUCAAGUUUCACCUGCUGCCCGAGCAGAGGGGCGUCCUGGGCACGAGCCGCACCCGGCCCCGGCGCUGUGAAGGCGCUGGUCCUGUGCUUUUUGCUGUGGGUGGUGGGAGCCUGUUCGCCAUCCACGGGGACUGUGAAGCAUAUGACACGCGCACUGACCGCUGGCACGUGGUGGCCUCCAUGUCCACACGCCGAGCCCGGGUGGGCGUGGCAGCAGUGGGGAACCGGCUGUAUGCUGUGGGCGGUUACGACGGGACUUCAGAUCUGGCCACCGUAGAGUCCUACGACCCUGCGACCAACACCUGGCAGCCGGAGGUGUCCAUGGGCACGAGGCGCAGCUGCCUGGGUGUGGCUGCCCUGCAUGGGCUCCUGUAUGCAGCUGGUGGCUACGAUGGGGCCUCUUGCCUCAACAGUGCUGAGCGUUAUGACCCCCUGACGGGAACGUGGACAUCCAUCGCCGCCAUGAGCACACGGAGGCGAUACGUGCGCGUGGCCAUGCUCGAUGGAAACCUGUAUGCCGUGGGUGGCUAUGACAGCUCAUCACACCUGGCCACAGUGGAGAAGUAUGAGCCCCAGGUGAACUCCUGGACGCCCGUGGCCUCCAUGCUGAGCCGGCGCAGCUCGGCAGGUGUGGCGGUGCUGGAGGGGGCCCUCUACGUGGCUGGUGGCAAUGAUGGAACCAGCUGCCUCAACUCUGUGGAGAGAUACAGCCCCAAGGCAGGCGCCUGGGAGAGUGUGGCGCCCAUGAACAUCAGAAGGAGCACACACGACCUGGUGGCCAUGGAUGGAUGGCUGUACGCCGUGGGGGGCAAUGACGGCAGUUCCAGCCUCAACUCCAUCGAGAAGUACAACCCGAGGACCAACAAAGAGGACGGCGCACGGAAGCUGGCUGGCCUGUUUGGCACCGAGGCUGGUGCGGACGGGGACACCACUGCUGACAAGAUCUUCCACUACAUCCCAGGGACGAACAUUCCAGGUUUGCAGAGCCAGCAAGAAAUCCUGGAGCAGCCUUUCCUGAGUGUGUUCAAGGAGGGGCGGCGAAGGGCAGCAGUGAGGAGUCUAGGCAGCGUUGUGCACUACGCCAAGGUCCAGCUGCGUUUCCAGCACAGCCAGAAUGUCAGCGACUGCUACCUGGAGCUGUUCUCCUCCCACCUCUACUUCCAGGCCCAUGGUCCUGAAGGACUCACUUUCCAGGGGCUGUUACCACUGAUGGAGCUGAGUGUCUGCCCCCUCGAGGGGUCUAGAGAGCACGCCUUCCAGAUCACAGGCCCACUGCCCGCCCCACUUCUCGUGCUCUGCCCCAGCCAGGCCGAGCUGGGCCGCUGGCUCUACCACCUGGAGAAGCAGAUAGCCCUCGUGGGAGGGGUGCCUCGCUGCCCCCCAGAGCCCAUGCAGGGCCCCACUGAGGACAUGCUCCCCUGGACUCUGCAGCGCAGGCUGACCCGGCUGCGGACAGCAUCAGGCCGCCAGGUGAUGGGCAGUGCCAUCUGUGCCUCAAGGGUCAAGUUGCAGCAUCUGCCCUCACAGGAGCAGUGGGACCGGCUUCUUGUCCUGUACCCAACCUCCCUGGCCAUCUUCUCCGAGGAAGCAGAUGGGCUUUGCUUUAAGGGGGAGCUCCCGCUCAGCGCCAUCCACAUCAACCUGGAAGAGAAGGAGAAGCAGAUCCGCUCUUUCCUGAUUGAAGGCCGUCUCAUCAACACCAUCCGUGUGGUGUGCGCCAGCUACGAGGACUAUAGCCACUGGCUGCUCUGCCUGCAGACAGUCUGCUGUGAGGACAGGGCCUCCCCACCACCCGGCCCGGAGAGCCUCCCGGGGCUGCGGGCGUCCACACAGGUUGUGGUCAGUGGCCGAGGCUCGCUCUCCUCUGAUGCACGGACCAGCUGGGACUCAGGGUGCCCGGCGCCCCCCUCCACUUGCACCAGCCACUCCCUCCCUGAGUCCUCAGCACCAUCCACUGCAGGCUGCCCAGCCCGGCCCCCACCGGAGCAAGCCAACCCUGGCUGCACCAGCGUCAGUGGGCACAGGGCAAAGCUGAGACGGGGCGGCAGCAGCCGAUCACCCAGGAACAAGGCCCGGGCUGAGAGGCCUGGCCCAGCCGCCCUGCUACACCUGGACCUGACCAAGUUGAGCCUAGACAGCAGCCCUGAGGCUCCAGACCAUUCCUUGGAGACACCCCACUCCCCGCUCUACGCUGACCCCUACACACCACCUGCCACUUCCCACCGCAAGAUCACAGACGUCCAGAGCCUGGAUAAGUUCCUCAGUGUGAUGCAGAGCUCGCUUGGACCUGAGCCCUCCAGCCUGUUCUGCUCGGUCCCCGUGUCCGUGCCUGUCUCUGACUCCAGUUGUGGACUCUCCGGCCCCCACUUACUCUCUGAGAAGGCAGUCCCACGGGCCCGAGCCUCUCGGCACCAUCGUGCCUCCAUCAAGGGCUGGGGGCCCCAGCCCCCAGACUCCCCUCAGCUUAUGGCCGCCCCCCCCAGGGCUACGGCAGCGUCCAGGACAAAGCUCUGUCACCUUCCCAGCGGCAGGGGCCUCGAGGAGCACCAGAGCCUGAACGGGGGCUCAUCCAAUGGAUCUGAUGGCCCCCAGCAGCUGCUUCUGGGGACCACCUGCCUGCAUCGGCCCUGGAGGAGGGGCCGCAACAGGACCUAGGACUUAUCUGUGGGGCCACAGGCAGUGUCGAGUCUGGGUCUGACCCUAGCAGGUGGAGGGAGCGUCAAGAACCCUGAGUUACCCUGGGCCCUGGACACCUUGGCCAAGGUGACUGGACACCCAGAGGGGCCACACCUCAGCCUGCCUCUCAGGGAAGGAAUGAGGAAGGGGACUUGGGGCAGCGGCUUCACCUGGGAGGGGGAUGGCACAAGCAUAAAUGUCAGAGGGCUGAGAAAGUCAGAUUAGCGAGGGCCAGAGUAUGUGAAACCAGAGGGCGCAAGGGUCGGAGGUCAGCGAGGUCUGAGACAUGAUGAGCAGAGGGAGGAGGGUGGCCUGGGCGUGUGUGAGUAGGACGAACUGGUCCGGAGAAACUGGCAGGAGGCCAAACAGGAAGGAAA